AUGAUCAACAUUGUACACAUAUUUGUGCCAUUGGUUCUACUCUUGUCCAACCAGGUGUUUGCCAGUAGGACAUGCGACACCUUACGAUACGGAUCACCGGAGUCCGCCGGGAUGUUGGCAAAACCACUGCAGGACAUGGUGGCCAAUAUGACAGCAUUCACACAAAGUCGCAAUUGGGGAGCGGCAACCCAUCAAAAAGUGCUACCUGUCGAACCAGGCGGCACAACGCUCAUCGCGCGUAACGGCAUCAUAGUCAGUCACUUUGCCUUUGGGAAGCGAAGUCUCUGGGCCAGUGUCAAUGGCUAUAAUGGCACCGAAUUGCCCAUUGAUAAGCAGGAAGCGACUACCAAAGAUACCAUAUACGACAUGGCUAGUUUAACCAAGAUGUUCACCACCGUCGCAGCGCUGCGGUGCAUCGAUCGCCGACAGCUCACUCUGAACGGCACUGUCGCAUCAUGGCUGUCUAGCUUUGCGGUCAAUGGCAAAGAAAACAUCACAUUGCAGCAGCUCCUCACUCACACAAGCGGCUUGCAACCUGACCCAAUGCCUGGCCUGUGGUCGGGCACCUAUCCCACGUACGCGGAAAAGGUCAAUGCUAUUCUCAACCAGACACUGCAAUACACCCCGGGAUCGCGAUUUGUGUAUUCGGACCUCAAUUUCAUGACACUAAUGCUUGUCAUCGAAACAGUUACAAGGAAGCCGCUGGACGAAAAUAUUCGCGAGUAUACAUCGGCAAUGGGCAUGAAGGACACCUUCUUCAACCGCAACAAUGUUGAAGAUAUAAGACAAAAGCCCCGAAUGGCGGUGCAAGAGUUCCAGAUAGAUGUCCUCGGCCCUGAUGAACCCAAGAGACCACAGCCUAUCCGAGGAACUGUCCAUGAUGAGAAUGCGUGGGCUUUGAAUGGAGUGUCCGGUCAUGCUGGUCUCUUUUCCACGGCGCUCGAUACGGCGCGCUUUUGCCAAAUGAUUCUCAAUAAUGGCUCUUAUGCUGGCCACCAGAUUCUUUCCAAGGAAUCUGUCGAUAUGAUCUUCACAAAUUACAACGCAAGAUUUGGGGAUGGCUAUGGCCACGGCGCUGGCUUCGAACUCGACCAGUACUACACUGCUGGGCCAAUGGCAAACUUACAGGCCGCAAGCCACACUGGCUUCACAGGAACCUCUAUGGUCAUUGAUAGAGCUAGUGGUACCCUAUUUAUUCAUAUGGCGUCUCGCGUUCAUCCUUCUCGCAAUUGGAGCAGCAACAAUAUCGUUAGAGAGACGGUUGGCGCCUGGGUAGCUACGGCGUUGGGCAGGAAGGUAAAAUUCCCUUUCUGA
Molecule: messenger RNA, 1314 nt
Organism: [Torrubiella] hemipterigena
Lineage: Eukaryota; Fungi; Ascomycota; Sordariomycetes; Hypocreales; Clavicipitaceae
Source: the annotation of a GenBank genome assembly